AUGGCGGCUCCUUGGCCCGACAGAGUCGACUCGCACCGCCCGCUCGACCCUUCCCAAAGCCAGAGCCAACCAAGCGCAGCUCCAACUCCCCGGCGUCUUCCUGCCCGAUCAGCAGCACCUGGUAGCCGGUUCGGGACGGCCUCGCGGGUGGCGGACCUCGAGGUCCUGCAGAAUUUGCGGAUCAACACCGAAUCCGCCUCUUCCUCGGACGACGAAGACUUGCACCCCUCGCGUCCUUCGAGGCCCAGCCACACGCGUUCGAUGAGCCAUCCGUUCCCGUCGCUGUUCUCGAGCAAGAAGAAGAAAUCUAGCCCUAUGCCCCUGGACGACUCUGCAUCAGACUCGGCCGACGAGCCCAGGCCCAACAAGCCGCAGCCGCGAGGUCAUAGGAACGGCUCUUCUGCCGGCAGCAGGGACUACUCCACGGGGAACUGCAUGACGUGCGGGUCGUUGGUGCGCUGGCCUAGGGGGCUCCAGGUCUUCAAGUGCACCAUUUGCCUGACCAUCAACGACUUGCAACCACAGGCCCGGGAUUCGAAGCGGGAGGCCUUUCCAAACACUACUUCACCAGGCGCCGACGAGCGGCCCUCGCCCAGUGAAACCCCAAUAUCCAUCGAGCACACAAGGUCCUUAAUAACACAGUCUCUGCGGUCGUUUCUGGCGUCCGUCCUGCGAGCAAGAUCGAGGAGGGGGUCAUCUGACUUACCAGGGCUGGCCGCGAGAAAGUCAUCUCUCUCGGUCAGCGACGGCAGGAGUAAUGGCCCACUACCUGUGUCGUCUUCCCCUGCACGGCGCAAAGCGUCUGUGGGCUACGAGCAGAGACCUCGGAUGGACGGACCCACGGAGCCAGCACAUCGCCGCAGCCCAUCUCAUCAAACGAGCAAUGCAUUCCGGUCGUACUCUACGUCAUACCCAGAUGCGCGGCCAACACUUGCCGACAUAACUUGCCGCUCGCCUGGCAACCAGCCGCCGAGCCCGCAGCCGCCGAGUCCAGGGUCAGAGGCGAGGCGCAUGUUUAGGCCGCUGGAAGACUACAUCGUCAGCUGUUUCACUUCCUUUCACUGCAUCAACUCUUCGUUUUCGCACUACCGCCCCAGCCAUCCCGCAAAGCCUAGCGUGGACGAGGAGCGGCGCCGUCACGCCACGGAGCCCCGGCGAGAAUCGCAACAAACCACCGACUUUCCCAUAAUAGACUUGGAUGGGAAGCUUCUUCUAUUGGGGGAUUUUGCAGAAAACGGCUGCUGGUGGACUGGCGGCCAGAGGGGUGUGGUUCCCGGCCGAACAGCUUCUAAUAAGAGUGAGAACAGCCAGUCGCUGGUGAGCUCGAGAAGCCCCCGCAUCGAAUGGACGGAACUGGAAGAAUGGUAUUUAGCUGUGGUCGAAGCGGCGCGCUCGUGGCCAGAUGUCUAUGACAGUCUGGUAGCUGAGGACUCGGGCCUUGCGGUGCCCCCAAAUGCUUUGCAGGAGAUCGGAGCGCAGAUUCUCAGCGGACAGGAGCAUGUUCAGAGGACUCUGCUGAAGGCCUGCGAGACAAUUCUCAAACGGCCGGGGCGACCCAUUGCCGGACCCCACGAAAUCCGAUUUCUCUUGAUCAUAUCAGCAAACCCCCUACUUCACGCCUCGUAUAAGCCCUGCGUAGGGGAGUUCAAGCACCCCGAAAAUUUGUUAUCAGAGCAAAGUAAUUCAAACCCACGGAACUCAGGCCCGGCCUCUGGGCGGCAUUCCGGGAUUAUCAAGCGCAUUGUCGGCUUGAUAUCGAACGCGCCAAGCGAGUGCCACAACCACCUCGUGGCCUGGUUCGCUAGGUGUCCCGAGCUGAGAUUUGUUCAGACCAAGGAUUUGAUCUCGGGGUUUCUUGCGUAUCGUCUAAUCCGACAGAACGAAAAGAAGUACGAGGUCAAAGUUGAUGUGACCGAUGGCUUGAUACCGAGCAUGGGAGCCGGGCGGUCUCCAGCAUCGCUUCAUGCUGCCCUGGGGCCAUCACCGGGAUCCGGCAAGAAGCAAAAGGAAAGACAGAAGAAGAUCACAUACCAGGAUGACUGGCAAAUAAAGGUAGCCGCUCAGGUUCUGGGCUUUCUAUUUGCCGCGAACAACAUGGGGCAUGCGCGCCGCAGCAUUGCGAGUCGCCCGGACAGCAAAGGCUUCAGCACAAGAGAGCGGGUCCAGGUGCGAGGUCUGGCCACCAGCGACUUUUACACCACCCUGCUAGACGAGUCGGAUCUCGUGGCCGACUUUGAGAACUGGGAGAGGAAAAAGGGAAAGUUUUCGUUUUGCCAGUACCCGUUCCUAUUGAGCAUCGGCGCCAAGAUCCAGAUUCUGGAGCAUGAUGCGAGGCGGCAAAUGGAGAAUAAAGCCCGAGACGCUUUCUUCAGUAGCAUCAUGACCCACCGCACCAUUCAGCAGUAUCUUGUCCUCAACAUUCGUCGGGACUGCCUUGUCGAUGAUAGCCUGAAGGCGGUGAGCGAGGUCAUCGGGGCCGGCGGCGAGGACAUCAAGAAGGGCCUCAAGAUCGUCUUCAAGGGCGAGGAAGGGGUCGACGGCGGAGGUCUUCGGAAGGAGUGGUUCUUGCUUCUCGUCAGAGAAGUCUUCAACCCCGACCAUGGCAUGUUCAUUUACGACGAAGACUCGCAGUACUGCUAUUUCAACCCGAACUCGCUUGAGCCAUCGGAACAAUUCUUUUUGAUAGGUGUGGUCUUUGGCUUGGCAAUCUACAACUCGACGAUCCUGGACGUGGCGCUUCCGCCUUUUGCAUUCCGCAAGCUCCUGAUGGCCGCGCCGAGUCCAGCUGUAACGACCUCCCAACCACGCCAGGCUAUGAUGUACACGCUCGACGACUUGGCCGAAUACCGCCCCAACCUGGCCCACGGCCUCCGCCAACUCCUCGACUAUGACGGAGACGUGGAGUCGACGUUUUGUCUUGAUUUUAUGGUAGAUAUGGAAAAGUAUGGCCACCACGAGAGAGUCCCCUUGUGCCCAGCUGGAGAGAGGCGAGCGGUCACAAACGCAAACCGCAGGGAAUUUGUAGACUUGUACGUGCGCUACCUGCUCGACACUGCCGUGUCGCGCCAGUUUGAGCCCUUCAAGCGCGGCUUCUUCACCGUCUGCGGAGGCAACGCCCUCUCGCUGUUCCGCCCCGAGGAGAUUGAGCUUCUGGUGCGCGGCUCGGACGAACCGCUCGACAUUGGGUCGCUCAAGGUGGUGGCGGAAUACGACGGCUGGGGAUCGGCCGACCCGGCAGAAAACGAGCCGACGGUCAAGUGGUUCUGGGACUCGUUUGAGCAGGCGUCGCCCAAGGACCAGCGCAAGUUACUCCUCUUCAUCACGGGAAGCGACCGCAUCCCGGCCAUGGGCGCCGCGUCCCUCACGAUCCGCCUCGCCUGUCUGGGCCCCGAGUGCGGGCGGUACCCGACGGCGAGGACGUGCUUCAAUACUAUCACGCUAUGGCGCUGCUCGACCCGCGAGAGGCUUGAGCACAUGCUGUGGAUGGCGGUCCGCGAGAGCGAGGGCUUUGGCUUGAAGUAG
Molecule: messenger RNA, 3522 nt
Organism: Lasiosphaeria miniovina
Lineage: Eukaryota; Fungi; Ascomycota; Sordariomycetes; Sordariales; Lasiosphaeriaceae
Exons: 3
Coding region: 1-3522 (1173 amino acids)
Biological process (GO): protein polyubiquitination; ubiquitin-dependent protein catabolic process
Molecular function (GO): ubiquitin protein ligase activity
Source: RefSeq, a predicted model, not a curated record